CCGCGAUCCUAUCGUGAACACUACAACCAGCAGUAACAGCUCCCGCCGACAACACACUCGUCAGCCAUGUCUCGCAGUUGCACCAUCUCCCUAGCGUUGUGCGCAUUGACCGCCAUCUGCAUGCUGCCGACCUCCAGCGCACAAUACGAAGGUGCGGUAGGCGAGGGCCAGGGCUGGGAGGCACUGGGCGGGCUCUACGCGCUUCUGGCGCAACAUGAUGCACUCGACGGACACGCACUGGCCCGCAAGUCUGUGCGUUCGCCCUCUCGCCGGCUGCGCUUUGGCCGCCGCUCCGACCCCGACAUGCCCGCACAGGCCCCGUUGGACGAGAUGGAAGAGCUGGUGAUGCGUGAGGUGCGUACGCCCGUCCGUCUGCGCUUCGGCCGCCGCUCCGAGGAACACGCUGUGCCCCACAUCUUCCCCCAAGAGGAACAGGACCGUGCUGUGCGUACUCCCUCUAUGCGUCUUCGUUUCGGUCGCCGCUCCGAUAACAACAUGUACUUGCUACCCCUAGAGUCCGCCUUGCCUAAGGAGGUGAAAGCCAACGGCUCCGUGGAAGACGACAGACAGCAGUAAACGUAUCGAUUCUACUCCUAACAAAAUAAUUUCUGCAUCUCAACGCUCCAUACUAUAUGUCGCCAGUCUGUUGCGGCAAGCUAUACCCGCUAAACAUGCUGUGUCAAAAUUUUAAUAUCAAUAUUUAGGUGUUUUUAAUAAUAUAAGCUAAAUGUAUACAAAGAUUAUCUAUGAUAUUGUUAACAAGUUGAUAACGAAAAUUUUACGUCGUGUCCCUAAUAGGUUUUUUUUUAAUGUUGAAGUUUCUUCUGUAUAUUUUUUGUUUUU
Papilio xuthus (Asian swallowtail) is the source of this 843-nucleotide messenger RNA. It is a transcript of the gene sNPF, whose product is annotated as short neuropeptide F precursor. The coding region runs from base 67 to 576 and encodes 169 amino acids. The transcript has 6 exons. The record is from RefSeq and is a predicted model, not a curated record. Lineage: Eukaryota; Metazoa; Arthropoda; Insecta; Lepidoptera; Papilionidae.